UGACACCUCAGACACCCCUCAUUCAAACACACCUCACAGCUCUGCCAGCCAAGUUCCCAUCAACCCAUCGCCUUCACCAUAACUGCGCUAAAAACACUCUCUACGCCUUCUCCCUCUCUCUAUCCCGUCGCUUUCAUCGCCUACUUGUUAUCAUAACUCGCCGGAAAAUUAUCUGUCUCUCCCUUUUCCCGGCGAAGCCUUUUCAUCUACCUCAAUUUGUAUUUGGCGCAAUAGUCUCUUCUCUCCGUUUCUUUCUUUCUCUGCACUCUUCUCUUUGUUGCACAGGGAAACUUAUUUUUGCUUCACGCUAUUCUUUAGAGAUUAGUUCAAUUCUUGAAAAUAUAAGAAAGAAAUUCGUUUCGAAACGUAUUUUUUUUUUCAAUUUUCUUUUUAGCUUGUGCAUGAAGUUAGAAAUUUUAUGGGGUUGAUGGACCUCUGGUUGUCGUUUCUCUAACGAAAAACAAUAUACGGUUUCUCUAUUUUAUCUUUCUCUGUUUUUUUGUAUAUCCUUUUUAUAUAAAGGGGGUCUCUUUCUUUUUUUCCUUUUUUUUUUUUUUUCUUUCCUUCGGGAAUUUUGAAUGGCUGUGGAGUAUAAAUGCUGCGAAACAAAUUUCUUUAUAAACAUUGUGGUAAUAGUAUUUCUGGUGGUGUUUGCUGGAUUGAUGUCUGGGCUCACUUUGGGGCUUAUGUCUAUGAGCACUGUCGAUCUUGAAGUUCUUGCUCAGUCUGGGACCCCGAAUGACCGCAAACACGCUGCAAAGAUAUUGCCAGUUGUCAAAAAUCAGCAUUUAUUGCUAUGCACACUACUCAUUUGCAAUGCUGCUGCUAUGGAGGUGCCUUUUGAUCAGAAUAUCUGCAAUGAUAUUUGCUUUACACAGUUAAAAAUGAUAUCUUACUAUUCUCUUUAUCAGGCGCUUCCAAUCUUUCUUGACAGUCUGGUAACAGCUUGGGGUGCUAUUCUAAUUUCGGUUACACUGAUUCUCCUAUUCGGUGAGAUUAUUCCUCAAUCUGUUUGUUCUCGAUACGGUUUGGCAAUUGGUGCAGCAGUGGCUCCAUUUGUUCGCAUUCUUGUUGGGAUCUGCUUUCCUAUUGCCUAUCCAAUCAGCAAGCUUCUGGAUUUUCUACUGGGUCAUGGGCAUGUAGCACUUUUUCGCAGAGCUGAAUUGAAAACACUCGUAAAUUUUCAUGGCAAUGAGGCUGGAAAAGGCGGAGAACUGACCCAUGAUGAGACCACAAUUAUAGCUGGAGCACUUGAGCUUACUGAGAAAACAGCUAGUGAUGCCAUGACACCUAUUUCUGAAACCUUUGCAAUCGACAUUAAUGCCAUACUUGACAGGGCAUUGAUGAAUUUGAUAUUGGAGAAAGGUCAUAGCAGAGUUCCAGUUUAUUAUGAGCAACCUACAAAUAUAAUUGGACUUAUACUGGUGAAGAAUUUGUUGACAAUUCACCCAGAAGAUGCAACACCUGUGAAGAAUGUUACUAUACGGAGGAUUCCCAGGGUUCCAGAAACUAUGCCAUUGUAUGAUAUAUUGAAUGAGUUUCAGAAAGGUCACAGCCACAUGGCUGUUGUUGUAAGAAAGUGUGACGGGAUAGAGCCGCAGCCAGUUAGCAGUGUUGUUGACAAUCCGGUAAAAGAAGUUAGAGUUGAUAUUGAUGGUGAAAAGCCUACUCCAGAGAGGAUUUUAAAGACCAAGAAGCCACUUCAUAAAUCGAAAAGCUUUCCCAAUAGUUCCAAUCCGUCACUUAGGAUCACAAGGAGCAGGAAGUGGAUGAAGGACAUUGACUCUGACAUCCUGAAUAUAAAUGGCAAUCCACUCCCAGAACUUCCUGAAGAAGAAGAAGCUGUAGGCAUAAUAACAAUGGAAGAUGUCAUUGAAGAGCUUCUACAGGAGGAGAUCUACGACGAGACAGAUCAUCAUGUUGAGGACUCAUGACAGAGACUUUGACAAGAAGCAGAAUAAUUACGGAAUAGAUUACCACAAAAUAUUUCACGUGUUUCGGGAGUUGGACUGUUUGAGCUAGUGUUGAAAACAGAGAAUACAGAAAUGAUCAAAGGAUGACUUUUGUUUAGUGUACUCUGGUUCUGGAUACAUGUAAGUUGGACACAUUUGGUAAUGGAAAUGUUUUUUCCACGAUUUUGGCUGCAUUUAUAUUUUGUUGCAGAAUACCUAAAACUAAGACUAAUUCUUAUAUACUUAUUAGGUGUAUGCAAAGAACUCAAAAACCCCAAUUCGAAAAACGUUAUAUUCUGUUC
Jatropha curcas is the source of this 2254-nucleotide messenger RNA. RefSeq names its product CBS domain protein (DUF21). The record is from RefSeq and is a predicted model, not a curated record. Gene Ontology annotation, biological process: magnesium ion homeostasis; intracellular manganese ion homeostasis. Gene Ontology annotation, cellular component: cytoplasm. Lineage: Eukaryota; Viridiplantae; Streptophyta; Magnoliopsida; Malpighiales; Euphorbiaceae.